Molecule: messenger RNA, 1608 nt
Organism: Salpingoeca rosetta
Lineage: Eukaryota; Choanoflagellata; Craspedida; Salpingoecidae
Exons: 2
Coding region: 1-1608 (535 amino acids)
Molecular function (GO): nucleic acid binding
Source: RefSeq, a predicted model, not a curated record
AUGGCGCAGCGCAGAUCGGCCACCGCAGCAGGCAGCACUGACGGAACACCGCCGUGUGUCAAGAAGAAAGAAGGCCGAUUGUACGCCGGGAGCCUUGACAAUGAGGAGUACGACGCCUUCAAGAAGUGGCUCAAGAAGCAGCGCAAGGAAAACUCCAGGACGCUGACGGUGGACGCAAAGCUGGACAUCGUCGCCGUGCAGGCGUACUUUCGCCAUGAGAAGUUUGUCCACGCGAACAAGUCAGGGAGGCCCAAGCAGUAUCGGUUCACGGCACUCGCAAAGAACGUCCUUCAGCGCAGCACAGACGUCUGUCAACAAGCAUGGAAGGACUACGAGCGCGCGCAAGCGGUGUCAGUCGCAGACAACGACGGGCCACGCGGGACCAAGACGACGAAGUUCAAGCGCACUGAGGCAUUGCGUGUGAAGCUGCAGAACUGGUUGUACGAGCGCACUGUCAAGGGCAACCGAACUGUGGCAAAGGACGUGCUCGGCUUCUUCUGCUCCUCCGGUGUGCUGCCGAUGUACUCUGAUCCCACUUCGAAAGCGAACGCCCUGAGAGCUGUGCAACGAUACCUGGAGUCACUUGGCUACGAGAGAGACGCGUACAUCACCCAGAUGAUCAAGGCCCUACAGCAGCGGCGACGCAUUGUCUACCUCAACGAGAGCUACAUACACCACCACUACCGCCCGCAUGAUGAGUCGCUGUACGACCCCGGUGAUAACCGCCUGCUCCCCAAGCAAAAGCACAAAGGCCGGCGCUUCUGUUUCAUCGCGGCAAUCAUCUCAAGCGACCCUGCAGUACCAGAAGCAGAGCGAUCCGAGGAACAUCGUGCACAGCUGUUACCCGAGACGCUGGACAUCUUUGAGGGGGGCAAGAAGCAGAGUGGCAAGGCGCAGACCAAAGACUACCAUGGCAUGUUUGACAGUGCAUACUUUGAGCGCUGGAUGCAGACGCUGCUCGCCACGCUCGACGCCCGUGGCAUCAAAAACACCAUCAUUGUCAUGGACAACGCCAAGUACCACAAGUCACUCCCAGCGGACACGCCCAAGCAAUCAUGGAAGAAGGCAGCCAUGGUCGAGGCCUGCACGGCGCGCGGCCUGCCAGUAUCCGACACCGACACUCGGGCCUUGCUGUGGGCCAGGCUUCGCGAACACAUUGCGCAGACAGUCAAGCCCGUCGUCGUGCAAAUGGCAGAGGACGCUGGGCACGAGGUGCUGUGGACACCGCCGCAUUACUCCGACCUUCAGCCCAUCGAGAUUGUUUGGGCAAACGUGAAAGGAGACGUUGGUCGACAGUACAACUACGACACAACGUUCAAGGACGUGCGCCAGCGGUUGGACGAGGCGUUUGCAACCCUGACACCGAAGACAGUUGAGGGAUGCAUUGCAAAAGCAGAUGCUCGGCUGGAUGAGCUUUACAGGCAGAUCACGAGCCUCGAUGAGGUGGAUGAGGAGGCAAUCGAUGAUGGGGUGUUCGAUGACGGGCAGCGUGAUGAUGAUGAUGAGAAUAUGGAAGAGGUCGAUGUUGUGAACGAGGACAAAGACAAGGACAGUGACGAGGACAGUGACGAGGACGACGAUGAGGGUGAACAUGAAGACGAGGAUUAG